AUGCAGGAGUGUGAGACCAUCCUUUGCCUUUCGGUCUACAUCAUCACCUUCAUCACAGGCUUCCCAAGCAACAUCCUGGCCUUCUACACGUUCAGCUGCAAGGUGUGGAGAAAGCCAGCUCCCAUCGAUAUCCUCCUGCUCAACCUGACCAUCUCUGACCUCCUAUUCCUUCUCUUCCUGCCUUUUAAGAUGCAAGAAGUGGUUGACAAUCUGCACUGGAACAUGCCAUAUUUCCUGUGCCCGCUGUCUGGCUUCAUCUUCUACAUGACCAUCUACAAUAGUACAUUUUUUCUCACUGCUGUAAGUGUCGAGCGCUAUCUGGGCGUUGCUUUUCCCAUCCAGCAUUCGUUAAGACGACGACCCAUCUAUGCCGUGGUGGCCUCCGUCUUCCUCUGGAUGCUCUCCAUGCUCCAUCUUAGCAUCGUCUACAUAGUACCGUACUACAACCCAGCUGGAACAGGUUCAGCACCUAGGAAUGUGUGCUAUGAGGAAUUUACAGAUGCCCAGCUGCGUAUUCUGCUGCCUGUACGCUUGGAGCUGUGCGUUGUGCUGUUCUGCAUCCCGCUGCUCAUCUGUACCUUCUGCUACAUCAACUUCAUUCACAUCCUGUCACGUUUGCCAAACAUUGGCAGACGGAGGAAGCUUCGAGCCAUUGGACUUGCCUUGGGCACGCUGCUGGUGUUUGCUCUGUGCUUUGGACCCUACAAUGUCUCGCAUGUGGUGGGUUUCAUCAACAAACGCAGCCCUGCCUGGAGAGACAAGGCACUGCUACUCAGCACUUUCAACGCCUGUCUGGAUCCACUCAUCUUUUACCUGUCGUCGGCAGCCGUCCGGACCAUGUUGACAUCAAUGGUCCAGGGUGUGUGGCACAAAAUAAAGGCAGGUUGUAGCAUUCUUUUCUGCUGGAGACUGAAAAAAGAUGGGCAUGAGAGUACAAAAAAUUCAUUUCCAAUACCUGCUGAAAUUAACGCUCUUUGA
Molecule: messenger RNA, 978 nt
Organism: Neoarius graeffei (lesser salmon catfish)
Lineage: Eukaryota; Metazoa; Chordata; Actinopteri; Siluriformes; Ariidae
Product: free fatty acid receptor 3
Exons: 1
Coding region: 1-978 (325 amino acids)
Biological process (GO): G protein-coupled receptor signaling pathway; cellular response to fatty acid
Cellular component (GO): plasma membrane
Molecular function (GO): G protein-coupled receptor activity
Source: RefSeq, a predicted model, not a curated record